Molecule: messenger RNA, 2048 nt
Organism: Musa acuminata subsp. malaccensis (wild Malaysian banana)
Lineage: Eukaryota; Viridiplantae; Streptophyta; Magnoliopsida; Zingiberales; Musaceae
Product: protein NRT1/ PTR FAMILY 7.3-like
Biological process (GO): transmembrane transport
Cellular component (GO): membrane
Molecular function (GO): transmembrane transporter activity
Source: RefSeq, a predicted model, not a curated record
AGCUCUUGUUUCUGCUUUCCUUUGUGCAUUCCCAUGGUGGUUAGCAUGGCUAAAUCUAAGGUACCUGAAACGAAUAAGGAAAAUCCAGGAGCAAGAGAAGUUGAGAUGAAUGUAGGAGAGGCAAAAUCCGAGUAUACCAUGGAUGGCUCGGUCGACUUCGGAGGAAAUCCAGCUGCCAAAGCAAAAUCUGGUGGAUGGGUGGCUGGAGCCUUUGUGCUUGUAAAUCAGGGCUUAGCAACACUUGCAUUCUUUGGGAUGAACGUCAACCUGGUUUUGUUCCUGACGAGGGUGCUGCAGCGGAACAAUGCGGAUGCAGCCAACGACGUCAGCAAAUGGACAGGCACCGUCUACAUCUUCUCCCUUGUCGGAGCAUUCCUUAGCGAUUCCUACUGGGGUAGAUAUAAGACCUGCGCUGUCUUCCAGGUCAUCUUCGUGCUUGGUUUGGUUCUGCUAUCCCUGUCUUCACAUCUGUUCCUGAUCAAACCCUCGGGGUGCGGCGACAGUCACACCCCCUGUGGUACUCAUUCCAGCUUUGAAGUUAAGAUGUUCUACCUAGCUAUCUACAUGAUUGCCCUUGGCAAUGGAGGCUACCAACCCAACAUAGCCACCUUUGGACCUGACCAGUUCGACGAGGAGGACCCAAGGGAAGCACACUCCAAGGUCUCCUUCUUCAGCUACUUCUACCUGGCCCUCAACUUGGGCUCCCUCUUCUCCAACACCUUCCUGAGUUACCUGGAGGACCAUGGCAUGUGGACCCUGGGCUUUUGGGCGUCCAGCGCAUCCGCUUGCGUGGCACUCGUCCUCUUCCUCAGUGGGACCCCCAGGUACAGACACUUCAAGCCAUGUGGAAAUCCCCUAUCCAGGAUCUGCCAAGCGGUCGUCGCCGCGUCAAGGAAAUGGAGGGUCAAGAUGCAGCCAGGCGGAGUUGAUCUGUACGACACGGAUGAGGAGGAGUUCCAAGAAACCAAUGGCAGCAAGAAGAUACUCCACACCGAGGGUUUCAAGUUCCUGGACCGAGCGGCAUUUGUCACCGCCGGCGACUUCACCCUCCAAGACCAGUCUCUUCGCCGCAACCCAUGGCGGCUUUGCACCAUCACGCAAGUGGAAGAGGUGAAGUGCGUGCUGAGGCUCAUCCCCAUAUGGCUUUGCACCAUCCUCUACUCGGUGGUGUUCACGCAGAUGGCCUCCCUCUUUGUCGUCCAAGGCGCGGCCAUGAGAACCACCGUCGGAGCUUUCUCCAUCCCUCCUUCCAGCAUGUCGGCCUUCGACAUCCUCGGCGUCGUCAUCUUCAUUUUCCUCCGAGACAGGCUCCUCCACCCGCUCGUCUGCAGGAUCAAAAAGAGCCGUGUGGGGCUCACGGAACUGCAGAGGAUGGGAGUCGGGCUGGUCAUCGCCGUCAUGGCCAUGAUCGCAGCCGGCACGGCGGAGCACUUCCGGUUGAAGCAAGCCCGGGCGCCGUGCAGCGGUUGCAGUGGUGCCGCAAGCUCACUGCACAUAUUGUGGCAGGUGCCCCAGUACGCGCUGAUAGGAGCCUCCGAGGUUUUCAUGUACGUGGGUCAGCUGGAGUUCUACAACGGGCAGGCCCCGUAUGGGCUGAAGAGCUUCGGAAGCGCACUCUACUUGACGUCCAUGUCCUUCGGGAACUUCUUCAGCGACCUCAUCGUGACGGCGGUGAUGAAGCUAACGGCGAGAGGCGGCAGAGCAGGGUGGAUUCCGGAGAACCUGAACCACGGCCAUUUGGACAGGUUCUACUUCCUAUUAGCAGCACUAACCAGCGCAGACUUUGUUGUCUUCGUGGCUUGCGCGAAGUGGUACAAGUCCACCAAGUUGGAGGGGUAGAGCGAGGUGGAAGGUGCGCCGACGUCUGCCGAGAAUCUCGUCAAUUAGAACUCUCGUAGUCUUCUCUAAGUCACGUUUUUACUUCCAACAAUAAUGGCGACAGUAGAAGUAUUUCCUUCCUACCUUCGUUGCUUGGGACGAGAUUAUCCUUCGUAGGGUGGUUUAGGAAUGAAGGAUUUAUACUUAAUAAAUUUAACUUUGUAUGAUAA